This is a messenger RNA of Cydia amplana, 1648 nucleotides long. It is a transcript of the gene Adck1, whose product is annotated as aarF domain-containing kinase 1. Bases 51 to 1637 code for a protein of 528 amino acids. Gene Ontology annotation, molecular function: ATP binding; protein kinase activity. Gene Ontology annotation, biological process: protein phosphorylation. The record is from RefSeq and is a predicted model, not a curated record. Lineage: Eukaryota; Metazoa; Arthropoda; Insecta; Lepidoptera; Tortricidae. The transcript has 6 exons.
UCUAUUAUGACAUCAUAAUAUCCGUGAUACUAGUUUAUUGGCAAUCGAAAAUGAUUCGCAAACUUCUUCCAAAAGUGGUAAAAUAUGGGUUAGUCAGUGGAGUAGCAAUCGGUAGUACUGCGUAUGCUUUGAAUUGUGAUUACAAUAGUAAUGUGUUUGUGAGGAUUUCAAGGACAGCAGUGACGGCUAUAGAAAUCGGCAAAACCUAUAAUGAUAUGUUGUAUAGUAAAGAAUGGGAUAAGGAAUCGAAGGAAUACAAUCAAAUUAAAAGUGCAGCCCACCUUAUAUGCGCGGAGAAAUUGUUGGAGCUCUGCAAAGCUAACAAAGGUGCUUAUAUAAAGGUUGGGCAGCAUGUCGGGGCAUUAGAAUACUUAUUACCCACUGAAUAUGUCACCACUAUGCGUGUUCUGCAUAAAGAUGCGCCACAGAACACUGUGGAAGAACUGUAUAGAGUUAUUAAAGAAGACCUGAAUAAAGAUCCUGCCACUUUAUUUGACGAAUUUGAAGAGAAACCACUGGGAACGGCCUCACUAGCACAAGUACAUAAAGCGAAACUAAAAGACGGAACACCAGUCGCUGUCAAAGUUCAGCACCAUUUUGUGAAAAAGCAUAUUGAAGUAGACCUCAUAUGGAUGGAAUUUGUUUUGAGAAUGAUGAUGAAAGUAUUUCCAGAUUUUGAACUUGCUUGGCUGAUAGAUGAGACAAAGAGGAAUAUUACUAAUGAAUUGAACUUCUUACAAGAAGGGAGAAAUGCUGAGAAAGUUGCGGAAAUGUUUAGCCAUUACAAAUGGCUGAAGGUUCCAAAGAUAUAUUGGGACUUCAGCACUUCAAGGGUUUUGGUUAUGGAUUAUGUGGAAGGGGGCUAUGUCAAUGAUCUAAAAUAUAUUGAUAGUCACAAGAUAGACCGUGCAGAUUUGUGCCGGAAGCUCGGAGACCUGUACUCCCACAUGAUCUUCAUCAGUGGGUUCGUGCACAGUGACCCGCACCCUGGCAACAUUCUGCUGAGGAAAGAGCCUGGCGACAAGGAAACUACCAUGUAUCUGCUGGAUCAUGGUUUGUAUGCUAAUCUCACAGACAAGUUCCGGUACCACUACUCAAAGCUGUGGCUGGCCAUAAUACGCCGGGACCGCGAGGAAAUGCGUCUGCACUCCGAAGCCUUGGGGAUUCGCAGCCAGUUGUAUGGGCUGUUUGCGUGCAUCGUCACCGGCCGCCCGUGGGAGUCGAUCAUGAAAGGCAUCGAAAACACCAAGCCCUCUAACAGUGAGAAAACAGUAUUCCAAAACGAGCUACCCAACUUCGCGCACUACAUAACGCAGUGUUUGGAGCACGUCGACCGACAGGCUUUACUUGUACUCAAAACAAAUGACUUGAUCCGGAGCAUCGAGUAUGCGGUCGGUAUGCAGGAGCGCAUGUGCGGUUUCCUGGUUAUGACCAAAUGCUGUAUAGAGAGCGUCUACAACCUCGAAUACAAGAACGCCAAUUCAGCAUUGAGAAGGCAGUAUCUCAGUCUGAAAUUUAGGUGGUCAAUGUUGACUCUUUAUCUGUACUCCGUGUUUCUGUCUUUGAAAGAAAAGUUCACAAUACCCAGCGUGCGCGUUACAGUUCAAUCUACGGUCAACCAAACAUUCACACAAUAAACGGAGUAAAA